AUGGCUAACAACAAUUUUUUGCCACCAUCGUUUCACGAUCUCCAAGAGACCAUUUCCUAUCAAUUCAGCAAUUCGCGCUACCUGUUGGAGGCACUUCGAACUGCCGGAGCAGGUUACCAUGGGGCGAACUCACCUAGCGCGAUUGAUGGCAACAAGCGCCUAGCGCACCUAGGCGAAGCUAUCUUGAAGAUGCUUCUGCUUGAGGACUGGUACAUGGCUGGCGCAAAUCGAGAGACGGCCAGCGUGCAGAUUGCAAGAAUUGCAUCCCCAUCGUACCUCUGCCACGUAGCGGACGCGAUGCAGUUACAGCCGUGCAUCUUGACCAAUCCAAGCCAAUGGAAUCAACCACUUUCGCCCAACAUGGUGAGCAAAGCGGUGCAGGCACUGGUCGGCGCUAUUUGGCUCGAUUCGGGACGAAACCUUGACGAACUCCGGCGGGUCCUGCAAGAAGUGCAUUUUUGGGAUGCCGACCAGGUUGCAACUGAGUAG
Lithohypha guttulata is the source of this 489-nucleotide messenger RNA. RefSeq lists its product as uncharacterized. Gene Ontology annotation, molecular function: ribonuclease III activity. Lineage: Eukaryota; Fungi; Ascomycota; Eurotiomycetes; Chaetothyriales; Trichomeriaceae. The transcript is spliced from 2 exons. Bases 1 to 489 code for a protein of 162 amino acids. The record is from RefSeq and is a predicted model, not a curated record. Gene Ontology annotation, biological process: RNA processing.